Exophiala xenobiotica is the source of this 240-nucleotide messenger RNA. RefSeq lists its product as uncharacterized. The transcript has a single exon. Lineage: Eukaryota; Fungi; Ascomycota; Eurotiomycetes; Chaetothyriales; Herpotrichiellaceae. Bases 1 to 240 code for a protein of 79 amino acids. The record is from RefSeq and is a predicted model, not a curated record.
AUGACGGGAGGCAGCCUCAAAAGCAGCGCCCCUGCAGUGCCAGGACCAAAAGUGGACAUGAUCACCGGAUCCGAUGGUGUUCUGGGCAGCGGAGCAUACGCCGUUGACAUCAAAGGCAAUCCGGUCAGGAACGAGCAGUCGUAUAAGAAUUACGGAGAGCAAGGGGUGGGUGAGAAGCUUGUGGCUUAUACAAUGAAGGCCUUGGAGGAUAUCAAGGCUGGCAAGGUUUUUCAAGAUUAG